Messenger RNA from Papilio machaon (common yellow swallowtail), 2230 nucleotides. RefSeq names its product zinc finger protein 480-like. The transcript has 8 exons. Bases 55 to 2157 code for a protein of 700 amino acids. Gene Ontology annotation, biological process: regulation of transcription by RNA polymerase II. Lineage: Eukaryota; Metazoa; Arthropoda; Insecta; Lepidoptera; Papilionidae. The record is from RefSeq and is a predicted model, not a curated record. Gene Ontology annotation, molecular function: DNA-binding transcription factor activity, RNA polymerase II-specific; protein binding; RNA polymerase II cis-regulatory region sequence-specific DNA binding.
AACUAAGUAAAAUAGUGUUAAAAUGUGCGAUUUAUUAAUUUUUAAAACUUAACGAUGUGCGAAUGGCUGUCGAGCGGCGAGUGGUCCGACGUGCGGUUGAUGUGCGGCGGACGCAGUUUCAGUGCACACCGCGCAGUCCUCGCCAGUGUUAGCUCCUAUCUAAGGGAAGUACUUCUCUCGUGUCCAGCAAAAGACUCGCCAGCUUAUAUUAUCUUGCCAGAAUUUGAUCUCGAUGCUUUAUCAUCCGUUCUGUACUAUAUUUAUCACGGCGAAGUUGUUAUACAACGACGUCAACUUAACGAAUUUUUGGAUAUCAUUAGAAAUUUGAAGAUUUAUAUUGAUCCCCAAUAUUUGAUUAAAAUUAGUAAUGUUAUGGAAAAAUCACGUGUAGAUCUUAGCUAUGAGUAUCAAGAAAAAUAUCUGGCGAUGAAUGAUGAUACAACGUGUUCGGAUGCGAAUAGCGAGUGCGAGUAUGCUAAUGCUAAUUUGAAGAAAGGCGUUGAAAGUAUCAUGUAUAAGGUACAAUAUUCGUUAAAUGGUUUCGAUUUCGGAGAUAAACAAAUCCGGACUCGGAGUGAAAAGUUUAGUUCAUCUGCUGGUGAUGUAGUGCAAUGUAAAGACCGACAAAGAGGCUCGUUGCUACGUGAUUUAUUUAUUGAGACAUAUGCUCGGAACGGUUGUAGUAACGGUCUGGGGGCGGGCGUGCUGGCAAUAUCAAAUGAGCGUUAUCGUGGGUCGACAUCUGUUCUUUUCAAGAAUGCUAAUGCCGUCCAUCCUACCACACUCGCUGAGACACAUGAGAUUGUGUCUGAACUAAGAUCGUACGUAUCACCGACGUCUAACAGACCUCUCACUUCACAUGAAAACUAUGAAGUUUUAAAAAACUGUACGAAACAAUCGUUUGUUAAAAUUAAUAGAAGUAAAGUUGAUGAAAAAGUUUUAACUGAAGAUAGACGCGAAAAAGAAUUGUGGGUGAAUAGUUUACACUUGCCUUUAAAUUUCAAUAACAAUUAUUCAAUCAGAUCAGAAAGUUCCACAUUAGACUUAAGAAUGUCACCUAAAUCAGACGGUGUCAAUUGUCUCUUUACAAGAAAUAAAUUUGUGGAUAGUUCUUCUAUAAAAGAAUUCAACGAACGAAUACAUACAAAAAAUGAGAUUAAUUACAAGAGUUUGGAUUUAAAAAAAAUAACGACACGAGAAGUUAUCCUAAAUGAAGUGCUAGAAAGUCCUUGGAUCCCUCGGUUACCUUAUUACUACAAGCCAUUUCGUAGAAAAACCGUUGAAACUUUUCCAGUCAUUUUGGCUAAGAGUCAUCUUGAUGUCGGUAGUGAUAAAAAUAAUAACAUAAACGAAGAACUUUCCUCGAGUACGAUUGAUGUUACGAAAAACGAUUCAAAUAGUGAAAUUAAAGAUGCAGCAAAAUCACGUUCUCGUCGUCUGAGCGCUAGAGACUUGAAAUGCACAGCUUGUAACCAGGUGUUCUCGAGUGAGGAAUCUUUUACAACGCACAUGCGUCGGCAUACAUCUAUGACUAGAUACAGUUGCGGAGAAUGUUAUAAAACCUUUUCGCAACUCCGCAAUUUUAAAUAUCACAUGUCGGUGCAUCGCGGCACUAAAGAGUUCGCUACUACUUGUCCUGUCUGCGGGAAAUACUUUAACGAUAGAGGAUAUCUGAGUAGCCAUAUGAAAAUACACAGAAAUAGGAAGGAAUACAAGUGUUCAAUGUGUCCAAAGUCGUUCAACCAGCGAGUGGCUUAUAAUAUGCAUGUUAGGAUACACACAGGUGUAAAGCCACAUGUGUGCGGUGAAUGCGGCAAAGCAUUUUCACGCAAGAUGUUACUGAAGCAACAUGCGCGUACGCACUCCGGUGAACGGCCCUACGCCUGCCCGCACUGUGAUCGUCGGUUCGCAGAUCGCUCCAAUAUGACCCUUCAUUUAAGACUGCAUACUGGAGUCAAGCCUUUCUCGUGUUCGUUGUGUCCCAAAUCAUUUACAAAGAAGCAUCACUUAAAGUCACAUCUUAAUUUUCACACCGGGGCCAAACCUUAUUCUUGUCCAAGAUGUAAACUCGCCUUUACUCAGUCUUCGAACAUGAGAACCCAUCUCAAAAAAUGCAACGCACCUGACGCAAUUCUCACACCAGAAGCUUCUUCUUAAGUUAUGCAAAUAGAAUAUUUUGUGAAUAAUCCAACCAGAUGGAAUCCCUUGUUCAAGUCAGGCCAAAAAGCUC